Messenger RNA from Peronospora matthiolae, 594 nucleotides. Lineage: Eukaryota; Oomycota; Peronosporomycetes; Peronosporales; Peronosporaceae. The record is from the annotation of a GenBank genome assembly.
AUGCGUGCAACCGGAAAGAAUACUUUUCACACCUCAGCAUCAGGUAAUUCGUCGCCUACUGCUGUGAAUAGUCCACGUGGUGAGUCACCACGUGUGAUAGGUAUAUCCGAUGCGUCUGCAGCGGGUGCCGCGAAUCGUAAUCCAGAUGAGUCUGAAAUAGAGCUCAUCUACACUGGCGAGUCGGAUGAUGUAUCCGACUCGAAGGCAACACCCUCGUUUGCGUUUGCAAAACUUGAGAACGAACGUUCGACUCGUUCUCUUCGUGACGAGCUGGAUGCAGCUCGUCAGGACAUCGCUCUUCUGUGCGAGCAGGUCGCUUCGCUAGUCCACCAGACUGGCUCGUUGAAAUGGGACCACUCGAAGGUGGUCUCGGCCCUCGACCGCGGAGGUGUUAUUCGCAUCUUGAAACGGGCGCGUACUGAUAUUACGGGCGGUGACGUCCAACGUAAAACGCAGGAUGUGUACGCAUCUUACGGGCAGUUCAAUCGUGUAUGCGUUGCCCAUUCGGCGCAACACACAAAAUGGACCGAUGUACCUGGGCAGUUUUACUGCUGCCCAUGUUUGUCACUGCGUGUUUCGGUAAGUUUACUGUAG